AUGCCUCCUGCACCGAAACGAAGAAGAGGCGACGAUGAGCCGAGAAAGCCGAAGAAGAAGGUGAAGAGGGUCAAGAAGCAGACCGACUACCACAGUUCUUCAGAGGACAGCGAUGAUGAGGACGCAAACGAAGACAUGGACGACGCGGAAGAUGAGGAACUCCAAAAAAACACAGCAUUGAACAUGCAACCUGACAGCGCCUCCGACUCCGAAGCCGACGUGGAAGACCUCCAAGCUGCAGACGACGACGACUCCAAUGAUGAAGACCUCGACGACGAACCCGACCUCGCCUCUUCCGCCUCAGGUUCCGACUCAGAAACCUCCGCCACCAGCUCUCAACCCUCCACCCACUCCAAGAAGAAGCGCAACGACCCCACCGCCUUCGCAACCUCGAUCACCAAAAUCCUCUCCACCAAACUCAGCACAGCCAAACGCUCCGACCCCGUCCUCUCCCGCUCCGCUUCCGCCGCCGAAGCAAAUCGCACACUCGCCGAUCAGAAACUCGACGCCUUGGCGAAAGCGCAAAUCCGGGCCGAGAAACGAGCCAUACGAGAAAAGGGAAGGGUGAAGGAUGUGCUAGGACUGGAAACGCCGGAGGUGGAUACGGGAGCUGUACUGGAGGCGGAGAAGAGGCUGAAGAAGACGGCGCAAAGGGGUGUUGUGAAGUUGUUCAAUGCGGUCAGGGCGGCGCAGGUUAAGGGGGAGUCAGCUGCGAGGGAGGCGCGGGAUGAGGGAGUUGUGGGGUGGAAGAAGAGGGAGGAGAGGGUGAAUGAAAUGAGUAAACAGGGGUUUUUGGAUUUGUUGAAGGGUGGGGGAAAGGUGGAGGCGUGA
This is a messenger RNA of Zymoseptoria tritici IPO323, 831 nucleotides long. RefSeq lists its product as uncharacterized. Gene Ontology annotation, biological process: maturation of 5.8S rRNA; maturation of LSU-rRNA. The record is from RefSeq and is a predicted model, not a curated record. The transcript has 2 exons. NCBI's taxonomy places the organism in Eukaryota, Fungi, Ascomycota, Dothideomycetes, Mycosphaerellales, Mycosphaerellaceae. Gene Ontology annotation, cellular component: preribosome, large subunit precursor. The coding region runs from base 1 to 831 and encodes 276 amino acids.